AUGGCGGAAACCAUUAGUCAACCAGCCGCGACAGAUGUGUCUCCGUCCUCUCCGAAGCUCCCAGGGCGCGGCGCAAAACUCAUGAUACCUGCUGCAGCCACUGCCUUUACCUCCACUGUGACAAGCCGACUGCGCAACCAGUUGGGUCUGGCGUCCCCUAGCCCCGUCAACCAGAACGGCAGUUUCGAGUUUGACCGGGUUAUCAAGUCUGGUUACGUCCAGAAGCGUACACAAAAGACCAAGACAUGGAAGCCCGUCUACCUAGUGUUGCGCCCAAAUACCCUCUCUCUUUACAAGUCGGACAAGGAGAGCAAGCUCCGUCACAAGAUCUACCUGUCCGAAUUAUCUGCAGUCACUCUGCUCAAGGACCCGAAGCAGAAGCGCCACAACUUGUUUGGCCUCUUUUCUCCGGCCAAGAACUAUCACUUUGAGGCGUCGAGCGCCGAAGAUGCGCAAGAGUGGAUAGAGCUCAUCCGCCGCGAUGCCAGGAUCGAAGAGGAGGAAGAGGAAAUGUUCCUCGCGAGCCCGAUCGUGCGCCGCCAGUCUUAUGCGGCUGUGGAUGUGCUGGGCAACAACACAUCUGGCGCACGAAAAGACACCUCAAUCGACCAAGAUCGAAACAUUUCAUCUUCGCCUGAGCCGAUUGAUAUUCUGCCGCCCAAGCCGCUGUCUUCAUCGACGCGGAGGCCGUCACAUACCUGGGAGUCAUCGGGAAUGUCUGGCAAUGAGCUUGUGUCUCAUUCAGAUUUCUCUGAUUCCGAGGCGCCUCGUGUCGGGGCAUCUCUGGAAAAUCUUACAUCGCGAUCCAUGUCAAACUCGGCGGCGCAGUUGCGACCUGUGCUGACCGGCAGGAACCUGAGCCAGCUAAGUGGCCUCAAUAUUGAGAAUGAUCCUGACAGGGUCGUCUGGCAGGGCUGGCUGCAACUACUCAAGCACAAGCGCGGCGUGAGGCAGUGGAAGAACUGCUGGGCCGUUCUUCGACCCAGGAACUUGAUUCUGUACAAGGACGAGGCCGAAUACACGGCUGCCUUUAUCAUGCCGCUGUCCACGGUCGUCAACGUGGUGGAUAUUGACGCUCUGGCCAAGAAUAAGCCAUUCUGUAUGCAAAUCAUUACAGACGAGAAGAGUUAUCGAUUUUGCACCCAGGACGAGGAAACCCUUGUAAAGUGCCUCGGAGCCUUCAAGAGCUUGCUCUCCAAGAGGAGAGAAUUAGAGGCUCGACAAACGGCAGCGACUGGGAGCAGCGGUGCAGCAUCAUAA
Messenger RNA from Pestalotiopsis fici W106-1, 1260 nucleotides. RefSeq lists its product as uncharacterized. The record is from RefSeq and is a predicted model, not a curated record. The transcript is spliced from 2 exons. Lineage: Eukaryota; Fungi; Ascomycota; Sordariomycetes; Amphisphaeriales; Sporocadaceae. The coding region runs from base 1 to 1260 and encodes 419 amino acids.